AUGUACCCCCUAAAAGAUAGUUACAGAAUGUUGACUGGUGCAUAUCUUAAAGGUCCACUUAUUGUUCUUCAUUUUAGGAGAAGAUUUUCUUUAUGGUCAAUGAAGAAAGAGCCAGAUCUUGAAUUAGCUUUGUCUCGAAAUCGUAGAUGGAUAGUGAAUAAUCAGAUCAAGAACAUAAUUAUCAGAUACCCUGAUGAUGCCGUGCCAAUAGAUUUCCUUCAGAAAAAAUUUAAGUCUUUAGAUCUUCAAGGCAAAGCUCUUAACUGGCUCAAAAAGUACCCCUGUUGCUUUGAAGUGUAUUGUGAGAAUGACAAGUAUUUCUGUCGAUUAACAAAACAAAUGCUGUUUUUAGUAGAGGAGGAAGAAUCUGUUAAGGAUAUGCAGGAACCAAUUUUCGUCAGGCGAUUAGCAAAGCUGUUGAUGAUGAGCAUGAAUCAGAGGCUUAAUGUCUCGAAACUUAAUGAAUUGAAGAGAAACUUUGGGUUUCCGGAUGAUUAUUUGCUUAGGAUUGCAACCAAGUAUCCUGAUAUGUUUCGAGUUGUCAGUUAUUCUGGGAGGCGAAGUUCAAUGGAGAUCGAGCUUUCAUCCUGGGACCCUGAUUUAGCAGUUUCCGCAAUCGAAGAAUUAGCUAAAAAUGAGGGUCGUGAACCAUGUUUUUCUUGUUCAUUGCCAUCUACUUGGGUAAAAUCAUGGGAAAAGUUUCAAGAGUUUAAUUUCACUCCGUAUAUUUCGCCUUAUGGGGAGCCGAGUGGCUUGGUGGAGGAAUCAAUGGAAAUGGAUAAAAGAACGGUUGGUUUAGUGCACGAAUUACUAUCACUAACAUUGUGGAAGAAAGCCUCAAUUCUAAAAUUAGGUCAUUUUAGAAGAGAAUUUUUGUUACCACAGAAUUUGAAUGUUUUGCUGCUCAAGCAUCCUGGCAUAUUCUAUGUUUCAAAUAAAUAUCAAAUUUAUACGGUUCUUCUCAGGGAAGGAUACAAUGGUUCAGAAUUGAUUGACAAGGACCCACUAGUUGUUGUGAAGGACAAGUUUGGGGAAUUGAUGCAGGAGGGGCUUCAUGAAUAUAAUAGGAGGCACUAUUUAUUAAAUUUGGAAAAGAAAAGGAAGAAAGGUUUGGCACCAGUUAGGCCAGAGGGAAGAAAGAGAGCAAGUAAUGAAGUUUCAGAACAAGAUGAUCAAGGGAAUAAUCUAGGUGGAAUAUUUGACCCAGAAGAAAGAAAAAGAUUUUAUAAAGCUCUCUUCGAUGAAAAUCUGGAUUCAGUAUUUGUUCAGAAUUUUAGAUUUGCAAGGACAUAUUAA
Messenger RNA from Fraxinus pennsylvanica, 1296 nucleotides. Lineage: Eukaryota; Viridiplantae; Streptophyta; Magnoliopsida; Lamiales; Oleaceae. The record is from the annotation of a GenBank genome assembly.